GGCGACAUCUCGGGAGGUAGGCAAGAGGAACCAGGCGGUUCUCCUUCCAUGGCGGUACCCCGACCUGUCGGAUCUUCAUCGUCAUCAGCCCGGCGGACAGACAGCGCGAAAGGCAGCAUGGUACACACGCAAGACUUUCCAUUACAUGAGAGUUGCUCUGCCUGCAGUUUUAGUCAUCUUGUGCGAGGGGGUGAGACACAUGUUGCCGACUGAUCUAGCAAGGCUUUUUUGCCAAUGUAUUCUUACCAUCGUCAUGGCCAUAGUGGCGUGGAUACCAUCACUAUUCCCUGGGCUGAAGCGGUUUCUGCCUCGGGUCACUUAUAUCUCCAUAGAACAGUAUCUAGAUGAGGGGCAUCCGGUGACUACAUUCCAUGAAACAUUGAACUUUCAGGUUUAUACCAGCGAUGGCCGGAACUUGUGGCAGGGAUUCAUUGAUGUCAUUCUGAAUGCCUAUGAUCAGAACAAGAGCUGGGCUGGCAACUUCCAGGAUGAGGAUCUUCGAAUAGGUGCAAAUGAGUAUAAGAUCGACAGGGAGGCAACCGAGGAUGCUACAUAUGAGAACCUCCUCCUGGAUCUUGCACAAAUUGCUAAUCUGUUGAUCAGACACUUCAUCACGGAAAACCAGUUCCCUCCUGGCUGUGUACAAGAGCUGUAUGCCUCGUUGACAGAACCUCUGAUGCCUGCUGUUCCAGUGCCUUCCCCUGUGGCUAUACAGAAAUUCCUUAAGUUCAUGAGGAACUACCCUGGACUAAAGCACCCAAGGAGAACAAGCACAUUUAUCAGCAAAGUAUUUCAGGCUGCCAGAGCCAUGGGGGCAGCUCAGUAUGCCAGUGUCAUGACAGCGGUAUCAAGGGUACAAGUGCCGCAAGACUGGAUGAAUGUGACUGAAGAAUUGGGAUAUCCACUGCUGAACCGUACGUUCUGGUUUGAUAGGUUGAAUCCUUACAACCAGAUGAAUCUAUAUAAUGAUGGUCCAGAUGAGUUGUUCCGGUUCUUGAGGAAUCUGUUUGAGCACGGUGGUGACUAUGAUCGAGAGGGCAGGCCUGGCGCAGUGGUGAAGUCCUCCCCACUUGUGCCAAGAGGUCCUGGGUUCGAACCAGCCUCUCUGCAUUGCACUUUGCAGGGACCAUGGAUCUGUCGUUGAUGCAGAGCGUCAACAGGGUGGAGGUUUGCCGCCCUAGCAGACUCGUGUGUUGUUGCCGCCGCAAUCCUUCUCUUUGUUGGAGUCUUCCUCCUCUGGAGAGAAAAAAAUUGGUCUCUUUGACACGCUUGGGAUCGACGGAUCGUUCAUGCCAUGGUUGGAUUUGAAUGGGGCAGUGUCUAUCCAAAAUUUGUUUGGUUGACUGGACAAUUUGUUUGUUUGGUUGUCUUAAUGUAACCCGAUUCGCAUAAUUUUGAAAACAUCAGCAAAGAUUUCAGUGGCUGGGAGUGUUUGCCAGAGUGGAAACGAAGCAUUUGCUGGAAGGAGCUCAAGAUUUCGCUAUUACCCUGCUGAUAGUUUUGUGAGCAACCAUGUUGACAAGCUGGCAUCUCUUUGUUCUAUUCUAUUGACUUCUUGUGGCAUUAUGUAUGAAGCCCUUUAAGCACAAACCUUUCGACGCAAGGACUGUCAUGGGAUUUGGAGUGCUCAAUGGCAUCUUAAUUGGACUUCUCAACCAGAGUCUAGGUUUCAACUCUGUUGGUUUCUAUCAGAGCAAGUCGAGCGCAUUAGUUGGAUCCAGCUUCUUGAUAUUGCAGAGGACUCGUCAAAAGAUAUACAGGGUUCUCGGCUGGCUGCGAAGAUUUGACAAGAGGCACAAGUAAAAUAGAUCAUCUCUUGUGACUCUCAAGAUAUGUAUCCAGAGGGCAAGUCAGGUCUCGAAAUGCUGACUGAAUAUUCCAUGGCCUUUGUUUUUCUUGCUAGGUGGAUUACUACUUCCUUGGAUAUUUUCAG
Messenger RNA from Triticum dicoccoides, 1933 nucleotides. RefSeq lists its product as uncharacterized. The record is from RefSeq and is a predicted model, not a curated record. The transcript has 7 exons. Bases 146 to 1144 code for a protein of 332 amino acids. Lineage: Eukaryota; Viridiplantae; Streptophyta; Magnoliopsida; Poales; Poaceae.